GCAGUUGCAGUUGCUAGGAUACACCAGAAAGUUUCAUUAACGCUCAUCUGAAACAUCACACUUUCACUUUAAAGUUCGUGUUAAAUUGUCACUUUUUUAAAAAGUCAAAACACUGUCCGCUAAUUAACGAGAGUGUUUUAUUUUGAAGGUUAUCACAGGAAAGGUUGGUGUUACAUUUUCGCUAGCUUUCCUAACUUCCAGAGCACACCGUGUACUAGUGCUGCUGCUGCCUUCCAGUGGUGGUCUGCCCUCUACAGCUACUGCUGCAGGGGUUUGUGUCGCAUAUUUCCCUUCAACCUGUCGUUUGUCAGCACCUGGUUGCCUUUGGACGAGGACGGUGAGACGUCCAGCUUUGACUGUAAGAAUUCAUGUGCCUGAGAGUCUGACCCAAGUCUGUUCAAUGGCUACCUCGGGCUCCACCUUUUCUGCCUCCACCACUGCCGUUGUGCCUGAGGGUUUCCAUUAUGAAACCAAGUACAUAGUCCUCAACUACCUGGGAAUGCUGCCUAGAUCGCACACAGUAACUACAGCUCAAGGAGAUGCCCAGAAUGAGAGAGAAAGGACUAGAGUGAUAAAAGGGCAGAUAGAGGAAGAGCUGAGGCAACUGGAAGAUGAAAUCACUGCCUCCUUUUCCACUACAGGCUUCGACCGCCGCUCAUCACUGGUGUUCACUCCGACCAACCCAGAGACCUCUAUCGAAGACUGCCUCGCCGUGAUGGGAGACCGGGUGGCCAAAGAGCUCGACACAUCACUGGCAGCGGCUGUACACACACUCCUCACGGGGCCUCUGGACUACCAGACAUUCAGAGACACAACACUGGCUCUCUCAACACACACACAGGGAGGCUGGAACAAGGUACUUGUGCCUUUGGUGCUACUCCAGGCUUUACAAUAUGAGGGCCAGUCCGUGACAACACUGCUGCACCUGGGGGUGCGCUUGCUAGAGGAGGAUGAAGCUGACUACAUUAUUCAGCAAGGGGGAUGGGGUGAAAUAUUCAGCCUUGAGUCAGAGGACGAGAGAGGCGUGACCAUCGCCGAAGACAGCAACGACAUCUACAUCCUCUCAGGAGAGCAGCAUCCCGACCAGCUCAGCCCUCCUUCGUCGCUGCUCUGCACUGGAGACAACAGCAGUGAGCAGAGCUCCUGGCAGACAGAAAGCUUACCUGUGUCUCUGGCCGGCCACGAGUCUUGGGCACAGGUCGGUGCGAUGGACCCUGAAGACGUCAAGAGCCUGGACAGCAAUGAGGGCGUGGCUCUGGCCGAGGAGCGCAGCGAAAACAAUUCCUCAAACUCGGACAUUGUCCACGUAGAGCGUGAGGAGGCAGAGCUGCUGGAGGAAGGCGGCGAGGGUGGAGCAAUAGAGGAGAGCAUGAUGAGCGUUUUAGGCACAGAGAGCGAGCUUGCUGAGCUCAGGGAGGAAUUUAGGGACCAGACUCCACCUGUUCCCGUGUCAGCCGAGGCAGACUCCACAGCUCCAGCCUCCCUGAUUUCAUUAGAGGAGCCAGUUGUAAUAGAGACGCCUGUGAGCUUGUCAGCAGAACCCUCCCUCAUCUCCUUAGAAUCAGAGCUGCCUCCCCUGGCCCCAGAAGCUGCUGCCCCCCCUCCUGCUGAGCCAGAAACUGCAGCAUCAUUACCUGUUCCUGCUGUAGAACCAGAACCUGAGCCAGAACCAGCUGCUGCAACCGCACCAGUGCCUGCUGAGGUGGAACCCCCACCUCUAGCCAAGGAAACCCCUACAGCACCAGCAGGGCUUGAAGCCACAUCUGAACCGGCUCCUGAACCAGAACAGGAGCCGGAGCCCGUCGCAGUGCCUCCCCAGCCAGAGGAGCCCCAGCAAGAGCCAGAGCCAGAGACUGUGGCAGAGCCAGCUCUGGCCCCGCAGGCUGCACCCCUGGUCUCAGAGGCUGCAGAGGCCCCUGUAGAAGCCCCAGCCGAGGAGCCUCCAGUGCAGCCGGAGCCGACAUCAGAGCUCCCAGCGCUGCUUUACGGAGGUGCUGCACUGGCAGUCCUCGCUGCUGUAAUGGUAUUAGGUGUCCUAAGCUACAGGAAGAAGUAGGAUAGAAAAGUAUCUUUCUCAGGGGAGGAGAAUGCAAUUUACAAGAUGUUAUGGUAGAAAUAAAUGUAUUAGUAAGCACGUGGUGGGAGCCUCCUUACAGAUUGUGUUGGAUUUAUCAAAUGAGGCUGAUUUUUUUUUUUUUUCUUUUAAUCUGCUAUGCUUUUGAAGGUUUCACCUCAUCCACAACCUUACUGCUGGGGGUUCUCACUGCUUCACUCCACCAGAUACCAACACAGAAGGGGGAAAACAAUGCGCUCCACUGUAUCCCUCAUUUUCUGACUUACUUGGAAACUUUAUGUUUAAAUUCUUAAAACUCCAGCCCUUCAUCUCGUAGACUGGAAAGUGUGUCUCUAUCCUGCUGCUUUCAAUUUCUGUUGUGUCUGUGGCUUAACUGUUUUGGGUUGUUUGUGCCAUUUGAGUCAGUGUUAGCCACAUGGAAAAUAUACUGACAUUGCUGAAGAAAACCUCAAAGCCCACCUUGAGUAUUAGUUUGUCACUUCAGGUUUUCUUGUCCUCUCUCUCUAUGCACCAAAGUGAAAACAAGUUAUAGAUUUCCCUCUAACUGAGAUGAGUAAUUCUGAUACUUCCUCUGAUAAACAAAACAUAUAACAUGGAAUUGAAACCAGUAAUUUGAAUUUUUGUUGUUGCUGUUGCUGUUACUCAGUUUGAAACCACCGAAAACUACUGACAUAUUAGCAACAACAGACAUAUUAGGUUAGACCUCUUUACAUGGAGCAUAUUUUAGUUUAGUUUGUGAAUUGCAACAUUAAAGAUUUUGCCCGAGGAUGAAUUUAGGUAUUUGAAUGUUUCUGAAGAUACAGUACUGCUGCUGCAUUGCACACUUCAGGGUCCAGUCUUACUUUAGCCACCAUCCGAGUAUUCUGAUACUGUGAAGGCUCAAACUAUUUAGCACAGCAGGUCACAGCACCAGGUACUUAUUAUUAUUGCAAUGGACUUUUCCCCAUCUUAUUCAUACAGUAUAAGGUGUCAUAGUUUGGCUACAUCAAAGUCCUUGUGUAAAACUGCAACAUUUGUUUGCAUUUAAGGGGCAAAUGUCAAUCACUGCUUAUGCUUACCAUGCCAAAGUGAGCAGUAUUACUCCAGAUGAAAAUAGAAGCAGGAAUGUGACUGCAACACGUGAAUUCAGUCUUCCCUUUUGAUGAAAGUAUACUUCAUGGUUUAAUUUACCAGAUGGGAAAAUUCUCUGCUCAAAAACCACUUUUUCUGACCAGUAGUUAUCAGUAUUUGUCAGCUCUGUACUGAUUCUAUUACUGUUCCAUUGCUUAUACUGUACCUCACUCAUGCCACAACUUUCCAGCGAUCUGUGAACCUGUCACCAUUUCUAAUUUGGAUAUUAACUCUAUACCCUCCCUGAGUAGAAUAUGAGCUAGUGGUCCACUGUUAAGUAUUAAAGGCAACAAUGUGUUUAUCAGCAACAAUCAACACGGCAUCAACCUUUUCCUGCAGAAAAUGCUGUUGUAAAGAUUAGAAGUAACUGAAACAAAAAGGUUUAUAUAGACAGAGCUGACACUCAUGUUGCUCUGAGAUGACAUUCACCAAGCUAGCUAAAUCUCUACAGUUACUAGACAGCCAUUGAAUAUUUAAAAAAAAAAAAAAGUUCUUGAACAGGAAAUGUGAACUGGUAUGGUGCAAUGUCCCCUGGCUUCUUAACUUAAAUGGAAAAUUAGCUAUCCUUCUGUCUGGGAGCUUGUGUCAUUUAGCUAUCAGUCAUGUCGACAAGACAUGAUGAUUAACUUGGUUACAAACCAUAUUUUGUACACACUGCUGCUGCCUGACCCAUCUGAAAACUUUCACUUUGAGGAUUUGGUGUUGUUGUGGUAGGUGUGUCACCACAGAAAUUCAUGAAUGGCAGUUGAAGAGACAGCAUCUUGUUUGAUACAGAAGGGAUAUUUCAAUGUAUGUCUCAGUAUUACACAAUGUAAUACUCAUCAGCUCAAACUACGCCUGCUUUUAAAGGGAAACCGUUACAAUACAGAGCAGGAUGGAUGUCAAAAGAUUCCCACAAUGACACUUUGUACCUUGACUUUCCUACAAUACAUUGUUUGAAAUGAGGAUAAUAAAAAAAUCCAACUAUG
Lates calcarifer (barramundi perch) is the source of this 4152-nucleotide messenger RNA. RefSeq names its product BCL2 like 13 (gene bcl2l13). The transcript is spliced from 7 exons. Bases 401 to 2056 code for a protein of 551 amino acids. The record is from RefSeq and is a predicted model, not a curated record. Gene Ontology annotation, biological process: regulation of apoptotic process; apoptotic process. Lineage: Eukaryota; Metazoa; Chordata; Actinopteri; Centropomidae. Gene Ontology annotation, cellular component: mitochondrion.